CCACCGUGCCCCCACAACUAUGGAUUGUAUAAUGAAACUUUGCUGUCGGCAGCUUAGUGAGAAACCGGCCAAACAAUGACGCAUCGAUUGACUGAGCGGCAAACCGACAGGGGAGUGAAUAUAAAAAAAACAGCGCGAAAAAAUACCGAGGAGGGGCGGGACGAGCCUGGGAAGCACCGCUGGCGAUUGGCCGUCCUCUUUUAAGGCGUACAAACAAUUUUUCAUCUCCUCUCUCGGAGGCCAAACUUUGUUAAAAAUAUAUAUAUAAACCGCCGAAGGAAAGGUUAUGGAAGGGCUGAAGGGGAAGGAAUCUCCCUCUCAAACGUAAAAGGCGGGAGAUAGUGGCGUCGAAGGAUUGUUGAGGGGCGGGGGCCGAAAAAAAAGCCGUUGACGGACGGAGGCGAGAAGCGGACGUGGGAAGAAGGCGGAUGGCGAUUGGAGGGAGGCCGGGGUUUGAAUGAGUGAGGGGGGCGGCGAUUGGCCGGCGAGCGGCGGGGUUGCCCGGAUGUCGGCGGGGGCCGCCGCGCGCGCGCGGGUGUCGGUUAUUGUUUGAGUGAGAGGGAGAGGGCAGUCAGUCAGAGAGAGAGAGAGAAAACAGCGGAACAUGGCUGGCGGGAAAGCUGGGAAGGACUCGGGAAAGGCCAAGGCUAAAGCAGUUUCCCGUUCUCAGCGAGCAGGAUUACAGUUUCCUGUAGGUCGUAUUCAUAGGCAUUUGAAGACUCGUACCACUAGCCAUGGACGGGUGGGUGCUACAGCUGCAGUGUACAGUGCAGCUAUUCUUGAGUAUCUCACUGCUGAGGUGUUGGAGUUGGCAGGAAAUGCAUCAAAGGACCUGAAAGUAAAACGUAUCACGCCACGUCACUUGCAGUUGGCCAUCCGAGGUGAUGAGGAGCUGGAUUCGCUGAUCAAGGCAACUAUUGCUGGUGGUGGUGUGAUUCCUCACAUCCACAAGUCUCUGAUUGGGAAGAAGGGACAACAAAAAACGGCAUAAAGUCCAGUUUUGAAUCUACCCUCUUCCUCCCUACUGUCGUACUGUAAUUUGGACAGGAGAAACCUGGGGAUACUUGGCAUAUUUUUUUUAAAAGAGUAGUUAAAAUAAAAUGGGAAGAGUUUUAGGAGAUGACUUUAGUGUUCAAUAUAAUCUGAAAGACCUGUUUGUAUGUCCUAUGGUUUAGAUAUAAAGCUGUAUGAAAAUAUAACUAGAAAAUACAGCAGUUUGUCAAGAAUUAGAUUACGCAAGUGUGUUUUAUACAAUAAAACAAUUCAUAAAACCAUUUUUUAAAAA
Rhincodon typus (whale shark) is the source of this 1285-nucleotide messenger RNA. Its product is annotated as histone H2A.V. The transcript has 5 exons. The record is from RefSeq and is a predicted model, not a curated record. Gene Ontology annotation, cellular component: nucleosome. The coding region runs from base 605 to 991 and encodes 128 amino acids. Gene Ontology annotation, molecular function: protein heterodimerization activity; structural constituent of chromatin; DNA binding. Lineage: Eukaryota; Metazoa; Chordata; Chondrichthyes; Orectolobiformes; Rhincodontidae.